AUGUGGCCGGACCUCAUUCGGAAGGCAAAACAAGGAGGCUUGAAUGUGAUCCAGACUUAUGUUUUCUGGAACGCUCAUGAGCCUGUGCAAGGCCAGUACAACUUUGAAGGGAAUUACGAUUUGGUGAAAUUCAUCAAGUUGAUCGGAGAGCACAAGAUGUAUGUAACCCUCAGGGUUGGACCUUUCAUUCAGGCCGAAUGGAAUCACGGAGGGCUUCCCUAUUGGCUGAGAGAGGUUCAAAACAUCACAUUCCGUUCCGACAACCCACCGUUCAAGUAUCACAUGAAAAAGUACGUCAAGAUGAUCAUACAAAAGAUGAAAGAUGAGAAGCUAUUUGCUUCUCAAGGGGGUCCCAUUAUUAUAUCUCAGAUUGAGAAUGAGUACAAUAGCAUCCAACUCGCAUACAGAGAUGCAGGAACCCGAUAUGUUCAAUGGGCUGGAAACAUGGCCGUGGGGCUAAAAACAGGAGUUCCAUGGAUCAUGUGCAAGCAGAAGGAUGCUCCGGAUCCAGUUAUUAAUGCAUGCAAUGGAAGGCACUGCGGUGAUACCUUCACAGGCCCAAAUAAGCCCUAUAAGCCAACUCUAUGGACUGAGAAUUGGACUGCUCAGUACCGGGUGUUCGGAGAUCCACCAUCCCAAAGAUCAGCAGAAGAUCUUGCGUUCUCAGUUGCUCGUUUCUUUGCAAAGAAUGGGACUUUGACCAACUACUACAUGUACCAUGGCGGAACAAAUCUCGGUAGAACAAGCGCUGUAUUCACAACGACUCGCUACUAUGACGAAGCUCCUCUUGAUGAAUAUGGCCUCCAAAGGGAGCCUAAAUGGGGCCAUCUCAAAGAUCUGCACAAGGCUUUAAGGCUAUGCAGGAAGGCUUUGCUCUGGGGAAGUCCCAAAGUCCAGCGUUUGUCUAAGGACCUCGAGGCCAGGUACUAUGAGAUUCCCGGGACUAAAGUCUGUGCUGCUUUCUUGACAAACAACAGCACCCUGUCGGCUCAGGUGGUUAAAUUUAGGGGACAAGAGUACUAUCUUCCCCAACAUUCUAUCAGCAUUCUUCCCGACUGCAAAACCGUGGUCUACAACACUCAAAGGAUUGUAUCACAACACAAUUCGAGGAACCUCGUCAAAUCAGAGAAGGCAAACAAGCUCAAGUGGGAAAUGUCGCUGGAAAUCAUUCCAGACACCAACCGAGUGCCUGUCAAUGCCAAGAUACCGGCUGAGCUCUACAGUUUGCUUAAAGAUACCACAGAUUAUGCGUGGUUUACAACAAGUUUAGAUUUGGGAGUCCGUGAUCUGCCAAUGCGAAAAAACAUAAAGCCGGUUCUCCGCGUAGCCAGUCUCGGUCAUGCAAUGCUUGCAUUUGUAAAUGGAGAGUUCAUCGGAUCUGCCCAUGGCAGUCACAUCGACAAGAGCUUUGUCCUGCAACAGCCUAUCGACUUGAAGCCUGGAGUGAACCAUAUUUCUCUGUUAGGUUCAACAGUGGGUCUCCCGGACAGCGGAGCCUACAUGGAGCACCGAUAUGCAGGGCCUCGUCUAGUGACGAUCCUAGGUUUGAACACCGGGACACUGGAUUUGACACUUAAUGGCUGGGGUCAUCAGGUGGGCUUGGAUGGAGAGAAGGUCCGCGUGUACACACAGUCAGGGUCGCACCGAGCGCAAUGGACGGAAGCUACUAAGGGAGUCGGGCGUGCUCUUACAUGGUACAAGACGUACUUCGAUGCUCCAGAAGGAGAUCAACCCGUCGCCAUUCACUUGCCUCAAAUGACCAAGGGAAUGGUUUGGGUCAAUGGCAAGAGCAUUGGCCGCUACUGGUACACUUACCUUUCCCCUCUCGGACAGCCAAGUCAGUCGGAGUACCAUAUCCCAAGAUCCUUCAUAAAGCCAACCGACAAUCUACUCGUCGUGCUGGACGAAGACGGAGGCAACCCUGAAUCGAUAGAGAUCCUCAAUGUCGACAGGGACACGAUCUGCAGUUACAUCACCGAGAACCAUCCCCCCAGUGUGAAGUCAUGGGCAAGAAAGAACAGUCACUUCAUCACGGUCUUGGACGAAGUGAAAACAGCGGCGCACUUGAAGUGCCCGAACCACAAGAAGAUUGUGGCCAUCGAGUUUGCGAGCUUUGGCGACCCGUACGGCAUCUGCGGGAACUUCAAAUACGGAAACUGCACAUCACCCAUUUCCAAGGACAUCGUCGAGAAACAUUGCCUGGGAAAAACUAGCUGCGCCGUUCCGAUCGAGCGAGGGCUCUUGGACAAGGGCAAUGACGGCUGUCCCAGUAUCAUGAAGACAUUAGCUAUCCAGGCCAAGUGCUCCCACUAGAAGCACAGGGUGGCCUAUAAUUUUCCUCUACAGAUGGUUUUAAAAGCAUUACUUAGCUAACAUUUUUAAUUCUUCACGACACAUGAAUAAAUUUUCAUCCUCCUUUGUAUUCACCCAGAGACUUCAUCCUGGCUGAUAUGAAGUGAAAUCCAUGCUCCA
Eucalyptus grandis is the source of this 2472-nucleotide messenger RNA. Its product is annotated as beta-galactosidase 13. The coding region runs from base 1 to 2313 and encodes 770 amino acids. The transcript is spliced from 17 exons. Gene Ontology annotation, molecular function: carbohydrate binding; beta-galactosidase activity. NCBI's taxonomy places the organism in Eukaryota, Viridiplantae, Streptophyta, Magnoliopsida, Myrtales, Myrtaceae. The record is from RefSeq and is a predicted model, not a curated record. Gene Ontology annotation, cellular component: cell wall; vacuole. Gene Ontology annotation, biological process: carbohydrate metabolic process.